GUCAGGAAUGUCAGCACAUAUUGACUCCGGCAAGACCACGGUGUCAGAACGAAUUCUCUUCUACGGCGGGAGAAUAGACGCUAUUCACGAUGUCAAAGGUAAGGACGGUGUAGGAGCUAAGAUGGACAGUAUGGAACUGGAGAAGCAGCGAGGAAUCACCAUUAAAUCUGCUGCUACAUCUCUGCUGUGGAAAGGUAACCAGUUGAACCUGAUAGACACCCCCGGACACAUAGACUUCACAGUUGAAGUGGAGCGAGCUCUGAGGGUUUUGGAUGGUUCAAGUGCAAGUCUGAGAGCAGGAUGGCAGGGGUUAAGAAGUGGACUUAUCGGAGGGCUUACCAGCAUUCCCAGUUCUAUAGUGAGAGGGAUUAACCAAGACGGAGUGACGGGGGCAGUGACCGGACUAGCUAAAGGUCUCAUUGGAACUGUUGCUAAACCAGCUGCUGGUUUACUCGACUUUGCCUCAGGGACUACACUGGCCAUUACGCAGAGUACUCGAUCUAGUCACAGUAUCGGAGAGAUAAAAAGAAUACGGCUGCCUCGAUGUUGCAGUGGAGAGAUCCUGGCAAUCUUCUCCAUAGACACAGCACAAGGCAUGGCUACUCUGUGGAAACUGAACCGCAAGUCACGUGAGGAACAGUUCAUUUCCUGGUGUGUGGUGAACACCCGCCUCAAGAUCCUGGUGUCCAGUGAGCGGGUCAGACUUAUCGAGAGAGAAUCUGGUAACAAGGUUGUGAAGGAGAUCAUAUUAGACUCGAUAGGACAGUGUGUGUAUGCUCCCCGGAAUAACGGUGGAACUACAGAACAUAACCUAGCUAUACAGAUCUACGAUACUCUGCCUCCGCCAGGUGUUUUUAAUAUGGCUCCUGACUCUUGUCCCAAACUCAACUGUAACUCUCAGAAAACCAGCCUCAAGAUCAGCCAGGACAUUCAGUAUGCUAUUGAUCUGAAGAGAGAGGCUGCUUUUUUAGUUAGCGGUGGCAAAACUUUUAGUAAUAGUGGAAGGGACACAAGAUAG
Molecule: messenger RNA, 1018 nt
Organism: Bolinopsis microptera
Lineage: Eukaryota; Metazoa; Ctenophora; Tentaculata; Lobata; Bolinopsidae
Product: intermembrane lipid transfer protein Vps13D-like
Exons: 4
Coding region: 8-1018 (336 amino acids)
Molecular function (GO): GTP binding; GTPase activity; translation elongation factor activity
Source: RefSeq, a predicted model, not a curated record